This is a messenger RNA of Exophiala mesophila, 3469 nucleotides long. Its product is annotated as glycogen [starch] synthase, variant 3. The transcript is spliced from 3 exons. The coding region runs from base 1434 to 3008 and encodes 524 amino acids. Gene Ontology annotation, biological process: glycogen biosynthetic process. Lineage: Eukaryota; Fungi; Ascomycota; Eurotiomycetes; Chaetothyriales; Herpotrichiellaceae. Gene Ontology annotation, cellular component: cytoplasm. The record is from RefSeq and is a predicted model, not a curated record. Gene Ontology annotation, molecular function: alpha-1,4-glucan glucosyltransferase (UDP-glucose donor) activity.
GGCCUGCGUAGCACUGAUUUGCACUACAUCCUCAGACCCUCUACUCUCAUUCACUCGAACUUCACUUCAUCGCCAUCACUCCCCGUCGUCGAUGUAUCUGGUAAUAAUCUGAUUCUAAGCUCCUCGCUUCCCAAAUCCCAAGUCUCAAGUCGCCCCAUUGCCAUCCUGUGCGGCUUUUGUUACAUUCUGUCACCCAACCCCAUCUGUUGAAUUCUUUCUACAUACUUGGCUCGGUUCAACGCCUCUGUUCUGAAGUCCACUUUCCACAUCCCUCCCCAUUUCUCCCCAUUUAGCCUCUAAUAAAUCCUGUCCCCAGUCCUCAAAGUCCCAACUCUAACGCCUUCGUACUCCAUACCUUGGUCAACCUUGUCGGUAGCGCUUAGCGUCUUCAUCAUCGGCCCAGCCUGCCUCAAUUGUUGCGGAUUCAAACCCACUCGAUCUUGAUCCAGCAAUUUCCUCUUCUCGACCUCCCUUUUCUACAACUACUCGUUCGCUUCACUCGAGGGCCUUGGUUACAGAUUGGCGACUGAGCAAUCAUUCUUUUCCACCUCCUCUUCCAGUCGUGGGAUCGCCCGUCAUAAUUAUCCUCCACAGCCACAAAUCCGCACCAUCACCUCCGCCCAGAUCCCACUUCUCCAAAGCUCCCUGACGUAGGAGUGCAGGAAGCUCUCUCCGCUGCUGUGGGGUAAGCUUGACAAAGUCUCCAUGCUGUUUCGACGGUCCAUAACUCUUUCCAACUCCAGUUCCCUUUCAAUCUCUUCCCUUCUGUCGACCUGCAUAGACGCCCAAAAUGAACGGAGAAUCAAGCAAACGUGAUAUCAAGAAUCACUUGUUGUUCGAGAUAGCCACCGAGGUUGCUAAUCGAGUCGGUGGUAUCUACUCCGUCCUCAAGUCCAAAGCCCCCGUCACCACUGCUGAAUAUGGCGAUCGAUAUACCCUCAUUGGGCCUCUCAAUAAGAACUCGGUAAAAAGACGCCCUUCCCCCUUCCUGGAGUGUUCACACUGACACCAGUAGGCCGCGGUCGAGGUCGAGGUCCUCGAACCUGCCUCCGGUCCACUGCGCGACACAAUCUCCUCGAUGCAAGAGCGUGGCAUUGAGCUCAUGUAUGGACGAUGGCUGAUUGAGGGCGCUCCCAGAGUUCUUCUCAUCAAUACCGGAACCGGCUAUCGCUGGCUCGACGAGUGGAAAGGUGAUCUCUGGGCUGCGGCGGGCAUCCCCUCGCCGUCCAGCGAUUCAGAAACCAAUGAAGCUAUUGUCUUUGGCUAUCUCGUCGCAUGGUUUCUGGGCGAGGUAGGUGCACCAGAGAGAAUUUCGUCCGUACAACCAGCUGACCCCAUCUCAGUACAUCUCCCGAGAGACCAAUCGCGCAGUUAUUGCUCACUUCCACGAAUGGCUUGCCGGCGUAGCCCUCCCCUUGACCAAGAAGCGACAGAUGGAUGUUACCACCAUCUUCACCACACAUGCCACCCUCCUCGGACGUUACCUCUGCGCAGGGUCGGUCGAUUUCUACAACAAUCUGCAGUAUUUUGACGUCGACGCCGAGGCCGGCAAACGUGGUAUCUACCACCGAUACUGCAUUGAAAGAGCAGCCACACAUUCGGCCGAUGUCUUCACAACCGUUUCCCACAUCACCGCAUUCGAAAGCGAGCAUCUCCUCAAACGCAAGCCUGACGGUGUCCUGCCCAAUGGUCUGAACGUCAAGAAAUUUUCCGCCGUCCACGAGUUCCAGAAUCUCCAUUCAGUGCAAAAGGAGAAGAUCCACGAAUUCGUUCGCGGCCAUUUCUACGGCCACCUCGAUUUUGACCUCGAGAACACUCUCUACUAUUUCACCGCAGGUCGGUAUGAGUAUCGAAAUAAAGGUGUCGACAUGUUCAUCGAAUCUCUGGCACGGCUGAACCAUCGCCUCAAGACAUCGGGCUCCAAGACGACCGUCGUCGCCUUCAUGAUCAUGCCCGCUCAGACUACUUCGCUCUCGGUUGACUCUCUCAAGGGACAGGCAGUCACCAAGUCUCUAGCCGACACCGUGGCCAACAUCGAACGCGGCAUUGGCCGACGACUCUUUGAGCGAUCGGUGCAUUGGAAAGAUGGGGACCCGCUGCCUGAUGAAAAAGAGCUGAUCACCCCAGCCGACCGGGUCCUGCUCCGUCGACGGCUGUUCGCCAUGAAGAGAAACUCCCUGCCGCCCAUUGUCACCCACAACAUGGUCAACGACUCCGAAGACCCAGUUUUGAACCAGCUGCGACGGGUGCAAAUGUUCAAUCAGUCAUCAGAUCGAGUCAAAGUCGUGUUCCACCCCGAGUUCCUGAAUUCGGCCAAUCCCGUGCUCUCCCUCGAUUACGAUGACUUUGUCCGAGGUACACAUCUGGGAGUGUUUGCAUCCUACUAUGAGCCCUGGGGCUACACACCGGCCGAGUGCACGGUCAUGGGUGUUCCUUCCAUCACGACCAACUUGUCUGGCUUUGGAUGCUACAUGGAAGAAUUGAUCGAAAACUCUUCCGACUAUGGUAUCUACAUUGUUGACCGCCGUAACAAGGGCGUCGACGAUUCGGUCAAUCAGCUCACGGAUUACAUGUUUGAGUUCGCCAACAAGAGCCGACGACAGCGGAUCAACCAGAGGAAUCGGACUGAGCGUCUGAGCGACCUCCUCGACUGGAAGAGAAUGGGAAUGGAAUAUGUCAAGGCUCGGCAACUAGCCUUGAGAAGGGCCUACCCGACCUCGUUCACGGAUGCGGACGAGUUUGACGACAUCAUCGGUGGAACCGAGCAAAAGAUCUCGCGACCAUUGUCGGUUCCUGGAUCGCCACGCGACCGAUCGGGCAUGAUGACCCCGGGUGAUUUUGCAUCACUCCAAGAAGGCAAAGAAGGUUUGAGCACCGAAGACUACAUUGCCUGGAGAUUGCCUGAGGAGGAAGAACCAGAUGACUACCAAUUCCCUCUGACACUCAAGAAGAAAUCGUCGGGAGCCAACUCUCCGGCACCUUUCCUAGGCGGUUUGAAUGGAUCAUGAGCGCAAAGACCGAAAACAGUCGAUCAAGCGCCCCGGUUGGAUAGCACUCCAGAGGCAGUAAAUGACGACAGCCGCCAGACACACAGGACACCAACGAAGCCAUAUACCCCAUCAUUGGGGGCGCAUGUGUGGAUUUGAGCAGUAUCAGCGCUGAAUCGCAUUCUUAGGCGUGGUGUCACCAAAAUUAUCCAUCAUUUAGGGGCAUCGCACUGUCGCGUAGUCGAGUAUUACUUGCUCCAUGUACUUUAGCUAGCUCUUGAGCCUCGAUUUAGUGUAUCUACAGGCCGUGCCGUAUGGUGCUGCGCGCUGGUACAUGUCAAGGCCGCAUACUGAGUUAUGCGGACCCUCAUAAUGACGCAUAUUGGCAUGGAUAUCGAAGAUAGAGACAGUAUCACGGUGACCUCGAAUGUGGUGUUGAAUCUAUCCAUGAAUUGAUAUUCGCCUAACCUGCCUGAAUAAAC